GUUGAGACAUGUUGGCUGGUUGAUGGCCUUAAUGUGAAGUGUUCUGGGCUGGACUGUACGUAUGUCGUCGGUGGGCCGCGCGCCUGUCGAGGUCCCGCUAAGGUAGGAAUGAGCUCAGGCCGUAUCGUCGCGCGCUUGCGGAUUGGAUUAUUAGACGUAGUCAGCACCGGCCAUAACGACAACGGACAAUAUCCCCUAUCCACACUCCUACAACACGAUCUCUAUAUUUAUUUUCGAUACACGGCUUUGAAUGCGCGGAUUGGAGCGAUGACUAGAUAAUUGCGCCUCACGACCUGUACUAACGAGGCGAGCGAGCGAGUGACUUGCUGCGAGUUGCCGGUUGCGCGCCAACGCUCCCCGUUGGUUGCUUGUGGAGGGGUAACAGACACACUUUGGUCACUGACCAGAAGACCAAGGCAAGAUGAGUUCAGGCGGGGGAGAUGCCAAGCUCUUUGCUAGAGGCAAGGUGGCGGAGCUGCGACAGGAGCUCAACUUUGGGGGAAAGAAGGACAAGAAUCACUCGGCGAAGAAGAUCGCGCUGAAAAAGAUCGUGGCAAAUAUGACGAUGAGCAAUAAUGAUAUGGUGGCCCUCUUCCCAGAUGUGGUUGCGUGUAUGGAUAUACAGAGCUUGGAGAUAAAGAAGAUGUGCUUCUUGUUCCUCGUCAACUAUGCCAGAAUGAAGCCGGAGACUGCAGUCAAGGCCCUUCCGACGCUCGAGGGUGAUAUGAAAGAUUCGAACCCUCUAGUCAGAGCGCUGGCACUUCGAACAAUGUCGUAUAUACAUGUCAGGGAGUUUGUGGAAGGAACAGUUCCGCACGUCAAACAUUUGUUGAAAGACUCGGACCCAUAUGUGCGAAAGACAGCUGCGUUUUGCGUGGCUAAGCUAUACGAUCAUGACAAAGACUUGGUUGAGAGAUCAGAUCUCAUCGAGAGGCUGAACUCUAUGCUUAGAGACGACAACCCCACCGUAGUUGCGAGUGCGUUAGCCAGUCUCAUGGACAUAUGGGAGCGAAGUGAUGCGAUUAAGCUUACCAUAGACUAUGGUAAUGCAUCAAAGAUGGUCCAAAUCCUCCCGGAUUGCUCAGAAUGGGGCCAGACAUAUAUUCUGGAGGCAUUAAUGUCGUAUGUGCCUCAGGAGAGCUCUGAGGCUUUGCUCCUUGCGGAGAGGAUCGCCCCUAGGCUGUCGCAUUCGAACUCUGCCGUUGUGCUCACUUGCAUAAGGGUAAUUCUGUACCUUAUGAACUAUAUUAAGGACGACAAACAAAUAACGGCUCUGUGCCGCAAGCUUUCGCCCCCUCUGGUGACUCUUCUGGCCAAGGGUCCAGAGAUCCAAUAUCUAGCUCUACGAAAUGCACUCCUUAUUUUGCAACGGCGGCCGGAAGUUCUCAGAAAUGACAUCCGAGUCUUCUUCUGCAAAUAUAACGACCCUAUCUAUGUCAAAGUUACGAAAUUGGAAUUAAUCUUCAUGCUUGCAAACGAAAAGAACAUCAGAGAGGUUUUGACGGAACUUCGAGAAUAUGCGACUGAGAUCGACGUUCACUUUGUACGGAAAUCAGUGCGAGCUAUCGGAAAAUUGGCUAUCAAGAUCGAACCCGCCGCAAAGCAAUGCAUAAACACCCUUCUCGAGCUUGUCGCGACUAAAGUCACAUAUAUCGUUCAGGAGGCCACUGUGGUCAUUCGCAACAUCUUCCGUAAAUAUCCGGAUCAAUACGAAUCCAUAAUAUCCACACUCUGCGAGAACUUGGACUCUUUGGACGAGCCCGAAGCAAAGGCUGCUAUGAUUUGGAUUAUUGGCCAGUACGCGGCACGAAUCGAAAAUUCGGAUACUCUUCUGGAAGACUUCCUAGACACCUUCGCGGACGAGCCAGUUGAAGUUCAACUUGCCCUCCUCACUGCGACAGUGAAGCUGUUCAUCCAGCGCCCUACAAAGGGCCAAGAUCUCGUGCCGAAGGUGCUUAAGUGGGCGACCGAGGACACUGAUAACCCAGAUCUAAGAGAUAGAGGUUAUAUGUACUGGCGCCUCCUGUCCUCGGAUAUGGCAGCUGCAAAAGAAAUUGUUAUGGGCGAGAAACCACCCAUCACGGCCGAAAGUGAGAAACUAGACCCACAGACGUUAGAGGAAAUGUGUCUCGUGGUAGGCACACUAGCUACAGUAUACCUGAAGCCUGUUCAGCAGGUAUUCCGAACCGCAAGGCCUCGUCGCCUGGCAGAAAGCCCAGCCCUCCAAAAGAACACGCUGCCAGGAUACACAAACGGCUUCGGACCGGAUUCUCAAAAGACUCUUUCAAGUCUAGGGAUGGAGGUUCGACCCGCCGAUGCCGCUGUACGCAAUAUCAUGAACGGGAAUGCCGCGAAUAACAACAACCUUGCUGCUGCAGUUAGUGCCGCAGAUGAGUUCUUUGCGGGGGUUGGGAACCGCCAGAUGGCUGCUAUGAACGUCAAUGAUGGCGACGAGGGGUUCGGCGGCAGCCCAACACAAGGGACCCACAAUAUGGGCUAUGUGGUGAACCAGAACCAGCCGCAACAGAUGUAUGCGCCUGUUAGUGGACAAGGGGCUAAUGGGGAUUUGUUGUCGUUGUAAGCCCGGCGGUGUAUAUAUCAUGGGACGGUUUUAGUUAUAGCGCAUUCAUAUUUUGUUUGCAUGAACAGCAGCAAGCAUACUAGCUUUUGUUUUAUUUUGGGGUUCAAACUAAAAAUCAAAAAUUAUCUAUAUUUAUGUAUAUAUGUAUUGUGUAUCUAUAUUUGGUUGUAAAGAAUAUUCGCCACUAG
Pseudogymnoascus verrucosus is the source of this 2769-nucleotide messenger RNA. RefSeq lists its product as uncharacterized. Gene Ontology annotation, biological process: vesicle-mediated transport; intracellular protein transport. The transcript has 5 exons. Gene Ontology annotation, cellular component: membrane coat. NCBI's taxonomy places the organism in Eukaryota, Fungi, Ascomycota, Leotiomycetes, Thelebolales, Thelebolaceae. Gene Ontology annotation, molecular function: clathrin binding. The record is from RefSeq and is a predicted model, not a curated record. Bases 422 to 2581 code for a protein of 719 amino acids.